Messenger RNA from Lodderomyces beijingensis, 519 nucleotides. The record is from the annotation of a GenBank genome assembly. Lineage: Eukaryota; Fungi; Ascomycota; Pichiomycetes; Serinales; Debaryomycetaceae.
AUGAAUAGGUCUACCCACAUAUUGAAACGAUUCAGUUCGUACAAGACACCGUCAUUCAAGAAGAAACCAUCCAAACAAGUCAAAGUCACAUCCACCUCCACCAGCACCACCAACACAGCAGCUGCACCGCAUUACACCACCAAUCCACCACGAGAUUCUCCAUUCGUGCAAGAGCUCCUCGUCACGGGCCGCCCAAACUGGAGCAAGGCACCGCCGCAACUUAAAAAGCGAUACAAUGGCAUAUUCCUCAUUUUUUUAUCGGUGCCGAUCUUGGCGAUGACCACCUACGAAAUGGUGCUGAGGCUCGAAGGCAACAGCACCAAGAAGAUCCAGCAGGGCGAAAUGUACGAGGACGGCACGAGGCGGGACUUUAGCGAGCUGGAAAAGUAUAAAGUCGAGAGGGAGAGUUUGAUGUAUCGGAUUUUCGGCAAGGACUUUUUUUUGGAUGGGUUUACGAGCAGGACGAUGAAAGGUCAACGCCCAGAUGAAAAGCAAGAACAAGAUCAGAAUCAAAAGUAA